UAUGGAUUAGGGAUAGUUUUUGAUAUUUUAUAUUCCAACAAUUUCAAUUUUACGCAAUUUGUCUAGUCUUUAAUUCUUAUUUUUGAAUACUGUGAUCAUCAUUUCUCGUAGAAAACUUAUACCAAAAAUCAAGUUCUCAGUAUUAAUUUAUAGUUCCUUUGUAGAUUUAGUAAUAAUUUUAAAGACUGCACACUAUCCUAUUAUUUAAAAACCGGCUUUAAUUGUGCACUUUAUACCUGACCAUAAUUAUAAGAUGGAAAAUCAGAAAAUAUUGGAUGCAGAAACCAAUUUAACAGAAAACGAUCAGAAAACUUUUUCUUCAGAUACUGAUGAUAGAGAUGGAUCUGAUGGAUUAAAACACAAAUAUGAAAAUGCUAUUGAUGAUGACCUUAUCGUUGUACCAGAGAAAACAGUCAAUGCUGAAAAAACAGCUUCCCUUGAAAACACCUUUGAGGUAAUUGAUCAGGAAUCCAAAGCAGUUCACAAUGUUCAGGAAGAAGAUGAAGAUAAUAACAUAUUUGACGAAGAAAAAGAUAACUUAUUUGAAAUUGAUCAUCCAUCGUCUCAUACAAAAAUUGAGGAUCUUACAACUUUCCCAAAAUUAGAAUCUCCAAAAGCAGAAGAACCAGAAUUUUCUGAAAAUUUAGAACCUAUGAUAGCAGAUAAUACAAAAGCAUCGAUUAUUCAAGAGAUUGAACCUGUGAAUACUGUGCAGUCCAAUUUGAAAAUUUCAGAGACUCCAGAAAUUGUUCAAAAAGUGUCUACUAAGAAAGAUACUGAUGAAGGAGAUGUAUGUGACAUAAAGAUUGGACCUGAUGAACUAUUUUGUAGAAUCGGAUUAGAUAAAUGGUUUAAUCCUGAGAAAUUACCACCAAAAGGUAUGUUCUAUUUUAUUAAUAUAACUUAA
Messenger RNA from Diuraphis noxia (Russian wheat aphid), 907 nucleotides. RefSeq names its product reticulon (gene Rtnl1). The record is from RefSeq and is a predicted model, not a curated record. Gene Ontology annotation, cellular component: axon; endoplasmic reticulum membrane. Lineage: Eukaryota; Metazoa; Arthropoda; Insecta; Hemiptera; Aphididae.